Messenger RNA from Phyllopteryx taeniolatus (common seadragon), 1055 nucleotides. RefSeq names its product beta-crystallin B3-like. The record is from RefSeq and is a predicted model, not a curated record. Gene Ontology annotation, biological process: visual perception; lens development in camera-type eye. Bases 168 to 914 code for a protein of 248 amino acids. The transcript is spliced from 6 exons. Lineage: Eukaryota; Metazoa; Chordata; Actinopteri; Syngnathiformes; Syngnathidae. Gene Ontology annotation, molecular function: structural constituent of eye lens.
CAGAAAUAAACCAUAAAUACCCCCCUGGCCUCCACGAACUGCUCACCAGACCACCACACCCUCACACUAAGACAGGCUGACAAGAAAGACAAGAACAAGGGGAAGACGGGGAGAUUGGCUUGUACCAGGUGCACUGACAAAAGCCAUCCAGCACCAAACUAAGGAACAUGACAGAUCAACAAGAAAGCCCGGAUCAGUUCCCUGCAGAGAAGGGCCAAGGAGGAGCUGGAGCCUCAUAUAAGUUGGCAGUUUUUGAGUUUGAGAACUUCCGUGGAAAGAAAGUGGCAUUGUCUGGCGAAUGUAAAGAUGUACUGGAGAGGACACAGAAAGUUGGCUCCAUCAUUGUGGAAUCUGGACCAUGGAUUGGUUUUGAGCAUCCAAGCUUUGCAGGGGAGAAGUUUGUAUUGGAGAAGGGGGAGUAUCCCCGCUGGAGCACCUGGACCAACUGCCAGAGUCACUACUGUUUGAGCUCUUUCAGGCCCCUAAAAGUGGACAAUGCAGAUCACAAACUGCACCUGUUUGAGAAUGCAGGUUUUGAGGGCAGGAAAAUGGAGAUUGUUGACGAUGAUGUUCCCAGUCUGUGGGCUUAUGGUUUCCAGGAUCGUGUGGCCAGUGCUAAGGCCAUCAACGGCACAUGGGUGGGCUACGUGUACCCGGGCUACAGGGGACGCCAGUAUGUGUUUGAGCAUGGAGACUUUAAGCACUGGAAUGAUUGGGGAGCCACUGCGCCUCAGAUCCAGUCUGUCCGACGUGUGAGGGACAUGCAGUGGCACAAGAGGGGGUGCUUCAUUGCCCCUACACCUACUCCUAAUCCCAACCCUAACCCCACUCCCAACCCCAAUCCUAUUCCUAACCCUACUCCCAUCCCCAAACCAUCUCCAAAUCCCAAAUCACAAACCCAGCCUUUAACCUAAUGCCAUACGUCCAGUAUCUUACAGCUCCUGGGACAAGCCUAGGCCUACUUGCCCACUGUUAUAUGACAAUAACUAAUUACUGGCAUCUACAAGGAUGAAACAUGCAUAUGUGAUUACAAAUAAAGUUAUUUUUCCCCUUGA